This is a messenger RNA of Blastomyces dermatitidis ER-3, 612 nucleotides long. RefSeq names its product NADH dehydrogenase (ubiquinone) 1 beta subcomplex 8. Gene Ontology annotation, cellular component: mitochondrion. The transcript is spliced from 4 exons. Bases 1 to 612 code for a protein of 203 amino acids. The record is from RefSeq and is a predicted model, not a curated record. Lineage: Eukaryota; Fungi; Ascomycota; Eurotiomycetes; Onygenales; Ajellomycetaceae.
AUGAUCCCCCGCAACAUUGAGCCAAACCGCUUCCGGACAUCUCAUUAUUUCCUUGGAACGUUCGGAUAUGUCGUCGAUAUACACCAUUGCAUCCUGUGGCCCGCGUUGCAGGAUCCAAGCGCGUUGUUUAAUCUCAAUCCUAUGUUGUCGAGGCAAUUUAUGACGGCAGCAAAACUGCCGACAAGGGUAGUUUGCCGGUUCGCCCGCCCACAUGCAUCGGUUUCCCAGAUUCGAUUUGCUUCACAGCCUACGGUCGAAGACCCAGAGAUGAAUAACAACUACUACAACCCCCCCGGCCAGAAACGCCAAUUCCGCGACCCAUACGGCGAUUGGUGGGAUAAGCAGGACCGGAGAAACUUCGGAGAACCUGUUCAUGAAGAUAAUGAUAUCUUAACUAUACUUUCCACGGAAAAAUAUACGCACUUCAAGCCCGCCAAAGGCUUCUUCCUGUUGGGAUGUGCUGGAAGUUUCGUCCUCAUCCUCAGCGGGAUUGUCAGCCUGUAUUACCCCGAUAAACCUAGCGUGCCACGCACAUUCCCAGGUGGACUGGAAAAGGAGCUUGGAGGACCAAACACUGUUCGGGCUCGUGCACCAGGAGAAGACAAAUGGUGA